AUGGUCGAAGAUACACAGGAUGUAACAGAAACAACUAUAUCUUCAAAACAAAACACAACCACAACCAAAAAAGUGCUGAGCAACAUGGAUCUUGACUUAACCACUUCAAGUUCUUUAUUAAAUACAACAACCUGCGUAGUGGAAUCUGUAUUACCAAAAACUGCAGAAAACUCUAAACAAAAAGGAAAGUUCACAAAGAGAAAAGACCAAUCUUUAGCAUACCAACCAUAUGGAACUCCUGGAAGCUCCCAUCAGAACUCUCCGGGAUCUAGAACUCAACACUAA
Molecule: messenger RNA, 285 nt
Organism: Ambispora leptoticha
Lineage: Eukaryota; Fungi; Glomeromycota; Glomeromycetes; Archaeosporales; Ambisporaceae
Source: the annotation of a GenBank genome assembly